CACUUUAUCAUCUUCAAUCCCAUGGCUGCAGCUUCUCUUCUAUCUCUCUCUCUUCCCAAACCAACCAUACUCGUUCCAAAAUCAACUGCUUCCACCAUAACUCCUUCUGUGACAGUUACAGAGACGCUUGAUCAGAAAUUUGGCCGGAAAGGGAUCAGAUUCUUCGAGUAUGACGACGGUGCUCAGAUGGCAGAACUUACUGUGAGAAAUGGCAGUUCGUUGAAGCUUCAAUUGAACAAUGCUCAUGUGACUUCUUACAAACCUAAAGUGUAUUGGAAAGAUGACGGAUUUGAAGAGGUUUUGUAUACGACUUCGUCUGCAAAAGGUGGAAUUGGUUUGGUGCUUAAUAAUGCUUCUGAUGAUUCGAAAUCUAAAGGUGUGGAUUUAUCGAAAUGGAUCGUCAAGGAUGUUGAUUCGGACUCCAUUGAUGCUCUUCAGGUAGAGCUGAGUUGCACCACGAGUGGACCUCUCGACAUAACCUAUGUGAUCUCCCUCUAUGCUCUAAGCAUGGCAACAGCGGUUAUAGUGAAGAACAAUGGCCGAAAACCCGUUGAUCUGAAAACCGCUAUUCUUACCCAUUUUAAGUCCAAGAAAAGAGGAGGAACCGCCAUUGAUGGCCUCAGAGGUUGCUCCUAUUGCACCCACCCUCCUUUAUCUUCUUCGUUCGAGAUCCUAUCGCCACCUGAAGCAAUGAAACCCGAGGAUCCCGGCUGGUUUUCGUUCGGCUGGGAACCCGAGAAGAAAGUAGGGGUUUGGAGUGUGCAAGAUGUUCCAAUCACCGUCUUGAAACAUAAACUUAGCAGAGUUUAUAGUGCUCCUCUUGAGGAGAGAUCUAAGGAGUUCUAUAACACACCUCCAUCAAAGUAUGAGACCAUUGAUCAGGGAAGGGAAUUGUUCUUUAGGGUGGUAAGAAUUGGUUUCGAAGACAUUUACUUGUCGAGUCCUGGAUCAUUGUCUGAGAAACACGGAAAAGACUAUUUUAUCUGUACUGGUCCUGCUUCGAUGUUGGCUCCAAUCACUAUCGAACCGGGUGAAGAGUGGAGAGGGGCACAAGUUAUCGAGCAUGAUAAUUUGUAAUUUAUAUAUAAUCAUAUUUAUUUUAUAAAAUUUAAAUUCUGUCACAGAUUUUCUUAACACUUCCGAUUAUGUACAUCUACCAGGUGCAAGUGUAUUUUAAGAGCAGAAUAUGAAAUAAAUUACAUGUUUUGAAUUGUUUUGGG
Molecule: messenger RNA, 1220 nt
Organism: Cynara cardunculus var. scolymus (artichoke)
Lineage: Eukaryota; Viridiplantae; Streptophyta; Magnoliopsida; Asterales; Asteraceae
Product: photosynthetic NDH subunit of subcomplex B 2, chloroplastic
Exons: 3
Coding region: 22-1077 (351 amino acids)
Biological process (GO): carbohydrate metabolic process
Molecular function (GO): catalytic activity; carbohydrate binding
Source: RefSeq, a predicted model, not a curated record